Molecule: messenger RNA, 809 nt
Organism: Drosophila kikkawai
Lineage: Eukaryota; Metazoa; Arthropoda; Insecta; Diptera; Drosophilidae
Product: clumping factor A
Source: RefSeq, a predicted model, not a curated record
GAGGCCUUUCAAAACAGGCAUCGAAACAAAUUCGAAAUCCCAACGUAGUCGGGACAAAAGGCUGAGAAGGAGCUCCGAGACGUGGCACUGAAGCACAAGAAGCGAGACAAGGACAGAGACUCUGGUUGAAAGUCGGAUGCAAUCGAAAAUGACUGGCCAUGGAGCUGGCAGCUCCAAGCGGGCAGGAACCUCCCGAGUCCAGCCGCACGUGCAGCUAAAUCCGGAGGUGCAAGUGCUGGCCAAUCUCGGCGAGGAGCACAUGUCGGUGAGCAAUAGCAGCUGCAGCACCAGCAGCAGCAGCAAUUUCGGGGAAGCGGACAGCGAUGGCGAGGCCGAAGUCGAUAGCCACUCGGAACCGGAGGCCGGAUCAACCAUGGGAGCCGCCGCCGGCGGCAGGCACAUGUACAGCCCGCUGGACGGGGGCUCGGACUCGGACUCGGAACUCGAACUGGACGACGCCGAGCUGUUUUGCGAGGAGGCCCUCGCCCUGUUGGCCCACGAGAUUGUCUGCUGCGACUGCGACAGCGACGUUGAGUCGGAGGAGGACGGCGAGGAGGAGUCCGAGUCGGAGAUAGAGUCCGCUGAUGGAGACAAUCUGUCUCACAGUACCUACCAGCUGAUGUUCAGCGAGGAGGACGAGGAGGAGGAUGAAUCAGUGGGCAAUGGAAAGAAGGAUGAGUGUCCGUUUGUGGUCGAGUCGGUUCUUUUGCUGGAAGAGGAUCAGGAGAGCGAGGAGAAGUCCGAUCCCACUUCAGGGGAUAGUCUAGGGAAUGCUCAAUAAAGUUUUCAAGGAUCACGUCAACGAUCAA